AUGAUCUUCGUCUCCGCAUCGAUCUUCGCCACCUCAGCUUGUUGUACAAAGCGCACGACUGGGUACGAGCGCCAGAGAUUUGGGGUACCAGAUCUGAGAAGCGGCUCGCGGACGACAGAAACGAAGAAGAAUCCACCGCCGCCCGGGCAUUCGCGCAAGUGGGAGGACUGGGAGCUCCCUUGCUACCUCCACCAACUUCCUAACCAUCUUCAUCAUCUGAUUCUGAAUGAAACAAGAACAUGA
Linum trigynum is the source of this 243-nucleotide messenger RNA. The record is from the annotation of a GenBank genome assembly. Lineage: Eukaryota; Viridiplantae; Streptophyta; Magnoliopsida; Malpighiales; Linaceae.